Messenger RNA from Fusarium odoratissimum NRRL 54006, 3705 nucleotides. RefSeq lists its product as uncharacterized. Gene Ontology annotation, molecular function: ubiquitin protein ligase binding; protein-macromolecule adaptor activity. Lineage: Eukaryota; Fungi; Ascomycota; Sordariomycetes; Hypocreales; Nectriaceae. Gene Ontology annotation, biological process: ubiquitin-dependent endocytosis. The record is from RefSeq and is a predicted model, not a curated record. Bases 1318 to 2736 code for a protein of 472 amino acids. The transcript has a single exon. Gene Ontology annotation, cellular component: cytosol; plasma membrane; cytoplasm.
UACAGCGACAUAGCACAGCAUAAUUCCAUUCCAGGACUCAUAUGAAGAGAUUUUCUGUAGCAAAUUGUUCUUUUCAACCUUCCAGCGGCCACAACCGGUCAGCGUCGGUACGUGUCUUCGCAAAGGGACUCCAUCGUCGUUUACUUGGUCUAUUCCACCCAUGGGGGAAUAAACCUGGUCCUACGAUCCACGAUCGAACUUCGCAAGAUCCAACAUGCUCCUCGAUGACCCACAAUGUACUACGUUGCGCGACACUGUGCUGUAUGUCCCUGAUGGGCAUCAGAUCAGAAAACGUUGGAGCAUGCCAAGGGAGCAUUAGCCUGGUGCGUACCGUUCGUGGAACAUUCUCUUGGCCAACCGUAACACCGCAUUGCGCCCAUACGGACGGUGCCAGGGUCUGUUGUGGACUGUGCUGAUGCUGAAUCCACCUUGCUGGUCGCACGCCCUUCGGCGGUCUCCAGGCCUCAGACCUACCCAUAACCCACACGCCCAAGGGGGUUACAGGGCUUCCAGCGCGCGAGCAGAACUGGCAGAGUCAGGCGGGAGCCGCCUGUCAGUGCAUAUCCACCAAGGCGCCACUUAACAAGCUCGCCAUAGCAGGGCAUCUUUGGGCUAUGACACAUCGUUUCCCCCAGGGACAGAGCACGAGUCGAAGGCUCUGAGUUCAGAUAUUUAGUCUUGGUGAUGCCCUCGAUCUUUCCACUCGAAAGGACUCUCCAUAUCUUCCCCAGAAUCAUCUUGGUUUAUCUUCAAUUUCCCCAGACUCACAUCUACUAUCCCGGGUUGACAACACUUGACUAAAGUUAGUCCCCAGAUAUAUCGACUUGCAAAAAGGUCACUUACACACGAACGAAACAAAACAACGAUCAACGACAGUUACAAUUGGUUAUCUAGAAGACACUCGAUACCAAUUGAUAUCUCAGUCACUCGCUCUUCACAGAAGUUACGAGAAAAACGAAAAACAAACCUACCACUUACUCGCGGCAUCCGCAGCUAGUAGCCGGCACUCAAAAUCCUUGCACACCACCUCGGAACAGGUUUGAGUCGCAGCAUCGUCAUUACCGACUUCGCAUUGACGCAGCUUGCAACAUUUGCAAAGUCAGAAGACCAGUUGCCCCUGGCUAUCUCCCGCCGUAUACACCCACAUCAUACGCCGGCGUCAACAAUACUAUUUCCGGUAUUACAUCACCCUGAAGAGUUUUUGCGAAAACUCGUUCACGCCGAGUGCUAUUUUAGCCGCCAACCCCCACCAUCUGAACCCGUAUAAUCAACCACAAAAGAGAGCGUCUUACAAAAGGAUCGCUCACUACCACCGCCAUGCCCCACCGCGUGGCUAACUUCAUCCGCACCUCUUCUGGCAACAUUGCUCAGAUCAAGAAGGUUGCUCGAUCACGCACAAACAGCCCUUACACAUCAGACGGCGAGGAUCGACCUCAAAUCCACGCUGUCAAGAUGACCGAACUCGCAGAUGCCGUUAAGAAGCAUCACCGAAUCUCUUUGCCCUUUGGCAAGUCCCACAAGGAACAGCCCUCAGAUGUUACCAUUGACUGGAGCAUCGAGAGCCCACCUGUGGUUUUCCACGGCAACACUGAGGAGAGCACUGGCGCUCUCAUCACUGGACAGAUGUUCCUCGAUGUCAAAGAGGAGGUUGUCGAGGUUGGAAGCUUCGCAGCUUCUCUCAAGCUUCACAUCUACCAGAAGAGGCCUUACCAGGGCCACUGCACAGAUUGCCAGAACCAGUACACUGAGCUCAAGAGCUGGCAAUUCCUAGCUCUGCCUACCACACUUCGCAAGGGCCGUCACCCAUUCCCUUUCUCCAUUCUCCUGGAUGGCCACCUCCCCGCUACCAUGGAUACUCCCCUUGUCGCCAUCUCAUAUGAGUUCAAGGCUGAUGCCUAUGUCACCAAGAGCGUGCACUCAGCCAGUGGCUCCGUCACACCUGUGCGAUUCGAGCGAACUGUCCCCGUUAAGCGAUCUCUUCCCGAGAACGAAAUCCCUCACCACUCUGUCCGCGUCUUUCCUCCUACCAACAUCAAGGCCAGCGCCCACUACAACAACAUCAUUCACCCUACCGGAACCAACACUGUCAGUCUGCGACUUGACGGUCUCAUGAGCCGUAACGACAAGGCGAAGACCAUUGACUUCUGGCGACUCAAGAAGGUCACAUGGAGACUCGAGGAGACCAUCAAGACUGUGGCCCCUGCUUGCGACCGACAUGCUCCUGCAGCUGAAGACCCCGAGAAGAAGAGCCUCCCCCGCAACGAGGUCCGCGUCCUGGGCGAGAAGCACCUCCACGAUGGCUGGAAGUCUGACUUCACUGGCACCGAUGGCAAGGUUGAGCUUGAAUUCGAUUACUUUGCCAACCAAUACAAGUCUCACACCAAGGAGCUCAAGUAUGCCUGUGACACCAAGUCUGCUGAGGGCGUCGAAGUGACACAUUCACUCCUCAUUGAGCUUGUUGUUUCUCGAGAAUACGCUCCCGAGGGUAAGCCUCAACUGGCUACCCAAACCGGCACCGGCCGCAUCCUGCGAAUGCAUUACGGUGUUGUCAUGACUGCUCAUGCUGGCAUGGGUGUCAGCUGGGAUAACGAAGCUCCCCCGGUCUACCAAGACGUGCCUCCUAGCCCCCCUGCCUACCCUGCCGUUGAGUCUCCAGUUGAGUACGAGAGCCUGGAGCAUCUCGAUGCCCACCGACUUAGCAGUCUUUCCAACUCAUCAGAUGAUGGUAGCCAAUAGAGUUGCCGCCGAUGAGUUUCACAACAUUGUCUUUUAUUGCUUAAUACUUGCAUUUUUCCUUUGUUACCAACUGCAUGAGACACGCGGCGAUCCGAUUUGCGAAAAGAAGAUACCCCAGAAGCGUUGAUAGGAAGACUCAGUAACUUCCACCUCUACAUUAUAAAGAAAGGGAAUACAGAACACAUGGGAAAUGACUUUUAAAACGGAGUUUUGGAGUACAAAAAGUUAAAGUGGAUUGGAUAUCAGGGACAGAAGAGCCCAUGUGUUGUAUAGCUAUAAAAGCUUCUGUAUCUAGUCAUGAGAAGAAAGGCCGCCCAAAGAAGCAGGCUUGAAAACAUUGAAUAAUCAUGAACCAUUUCAACUCUUAAACUUGACGAUAAUCUCAUGUGAAUUAUUGGUUACUUGGCAACGAGCCAGUUUCUGUUUGUUCAUUGACUCGCAUAGAGUAGUCAACCGGAUUCUUGGUCUAGAACAAGAUAAGUGGUGUGAGUCAGAUGCAGCCAAGCAUGAGGCGUCCGGGGUUAGAUAACCGAGGCACUCUUUUAUAACCGGAAAGAGAAGCAAUCUUGAAGUCUGAUAAACAAAAACCUGGGGUCUGCGGGCGGAUAACAGCCUGCAGCCAGCCUUGAUAGGCCGGUAAGUGGUCAGUGUCACAAGCAAAAGCGGUACAUACAUUACGCGGAACAACUGAUAUGUGAGUUUGAGCCCGAAAGGCGGGGUGAAUUCUUGCGUCGACCAAGAAUAUGUAGCGUUGAUCGUCAAAAGUGGUGGCCCGUCUGUGAUGCAUGAUGUAUCACACGACGUGCAAAGACAACAGGAUUCUGCAUAGAAAAUUGUGUCAUUGGCGUGCGGACUUGGACUCCCGGUAUAACUUGCCAGAAGAGGGAGCAGUGGCUUGUUCAAAGUAUUGCCCGGAUGCAGCAUCCGUUAUGGCUUUGGUCCGGUCUUGUUUCCGGUCUUGUGUGUCAC